This is a messenger RNA of Ilyonectria robusta, 1539 nucleotides long. Its product is annotated as Protoglobin-domain-containing protein. The record is from RefSeq and is a predicted model, not a curated record. Lineage: Eukaryota; Fungi; Ascomycota; Sordariomycetes; Hypocreales; Nectriaceae. The transcript is spliced from 4 exons. Bases 302 to 1102 code for a protein of 266 amino acids. Gene Ontology annotation, molecular function: oxygen binding; heme binding.
GGAAUAAAUACCAGGUUUUGCGCGUUGUGUUGGCGGUGCGUGCGUGAGCUGCUCAUUUGUAUCUGGUGUUUGCGUGAAUCCUCAUCUCUUCACUCUUCCAUCCAACUUCCCGCGACUCCAUUGCCAGCGAAAUCCAGCGACGACUCGACCAGCGACAGCUGUGUAAGCAAGAACAAGACUCACACGCCAUACCAUUGUAAAUUCGAGCAAAAACAUCCUCGACCAACCCAGAAACCCUCAGAUCACGAGAUUUGAGAAACCCAAACGAAAUAAACCAAAACCGACAUACAACACAUUCAAGAUGGCGACGUCGCGCCCCAUGAAACACAUUGAUCGCGAGGAUCUCUACACCAACCUCGAGUCCCGCGUCAUGUACCUUCACUCAUUUCUCGACUUCUCCAGCCGCGACAUCGAAGCUCUCAUCACGGGCUCCAAGUACGUCAAGGCGCUGAUCCCGGCCGUUGUCAACAUCGUGUACAAGAAGCUGCUGCAAUACGACAUUACGGCCCGCGCCUUCACCACGCGCAGCACCUCGUUUGAGGGCCCGCUGGACGAGGUCCCCGACGAGAACAGCCCACAGAUUCUGCACCGUAAGAUGUUCUUGCGUGCGUACCUGACCAAGCUUUGCUCGGAUCCCAGCAAGAUGGAGUUUUGGGAGUACCUGGACAAGGUUGGCAUGAUGCACGUUGGUCUCGGCCGCAAGCACCCCCUGCACAUCGAAUACGUCCACCUGGGUGUCUGCCUCGGCUUCAUCCAGGACAUCAUGACCGAAGCCAUCCUCUCGCACCCUCGCCUCCACAUCCAGCGCAAGACAGCCCUCGUCAAGGCCCUCAACAAGGUCAUCUGGAUCCAGAACGACCUCAUGGCCAAGUGGCACGUCAAGGAGCGCGAUGAGUUCCUCAACGAAUCUGACAUUGAGGUCGAGAAGGAGGGUUACCUGCACGGCAAGCGCAUCAUCGGCGACUCCACCGAGUCCGAGUCCGAGUCCGGCGACCACCCGGAUGCGCCCAUGGACCACCCCGGCGGCAUCCCCUCGGCCGGCGUUUGUCCGUUCUCCGGGAUAAGCGCCAGCGGCGCGGGAGUGGCUAAGGAAGCUGUUUAAAGGAGGGGUGGCUUUUGGCAUUAAUAUCUGGCGUUAAUUUCACCAUCAUGAGGAUUGUUUUUGGCAGGCAGGCAAACGGCAUUCAGGACCUGGGAUUGUAUCUUGCGUAUUUCUUCACUUUUCGGGCUUUUUUUCAUUGGGUUAGGGGGGAGAAGCUAAGAAGGGGAAAAGGAAUCAAAUAUUUCAACAACCAACAAACGGCAGCCUCUUUCUUCAGCAUUGACAAGUUUGUACAUAAGCUUUUGGAGGAGGACGCAUAGAGAGGGAUGAGUUCGCUGGCGUGUAUGACUACGAUAUAGAGAGCAGGUAUGGGCAAUACACAGUGUAAUAUACCCAGGGCUUAGGACUCAACUACCCUCUUUUUACCUUAGAUGGGUCAUAGCUCCAAGCUACGGAGGGCUCUUUUAAAAGUCUUAUCCAAGCGCUAGUAACAUCAU